AUGCUGGCGAGGACUGAUUCAGACAUAACGGUAGAGAGGAACAACGAAGAGGAAGAAGAGGCCAGCUCAGAAAUCCAGGAACUUUUGAAGGAUGUCAAUCAGGGCCAACCAAGAGACCACAAGAGGGUUAUUGAAUUGGUGAGAAAAUUUCCAAAUUUGGCAUUGGUGCCUUUGAUCAAAUGUAAAUAUGGCAGCAGCAGCCGUACAAUUCUGAACCAGUUGGUCCAAGAGAGAGCGCCACUCGAGGUGAUCCGCGGUGUUGUCGAAGCUUCACCUGGCUCGGUACGGGCACCGGAGACUGAUGAUGACUUUCUGCCAAUACACACUGCCUGUUGGUACAAGAAGGACUAUUCUGAUGUCAUUAUUUACCUGGUGCAGCAGUAUCCAGAGAGCUUGAUGGAAAAAUACAAAGGCAACGCGGACAAAUUGCCAAUUCACCAACUGGUGCAGGGAGAAGUUGGAAUUCUUGAGGCCAUCAAAUACAUGGUAUCCAAAGUCCCAGGACUUGUAUCCACCACAGACAAGUUCGGCUUCCUCCCACUGCAUUGUGCCUGUGGCCCCUCACUGAGCACCAGAGGGGACCCUCUAAUUGUUGAAUAUAUGGCAGCAGCUUUCCCUGAUGGGCUUAAAGUGAUGACCAACCGGCAGAUCCCACCCACCCCUACCAGCCAGACACACAGGAACAAUAGCCUUUCAAUGGCACUCCUAUUCACUGCUUCUACCAAUGAAAGAGAGAACCACCCCCGGUUGGAAACUGUUCAGCUAUUUUUGGAUCUCUGCCCGGAGUGUGUCACCUUCAAGGACUCUCUGGGGCGCCUACCACUGUCGAUUGCUUGUGCCACUCCCCUAAAGAUUUACAAUUGGGAUGUAAUGUGUCUCCUUGCAACAAAGCACCCUGAAGCUCUUAGAGGUGCAGACCAAAAUCGUGGGGGUUGCCUACCCAUCCAUGAUUGCAUAAGCAAGAAGGCCCCUCUGGAAGUGGUCCACAAGGUUGUGGAGCUAUACCCAGAAUGCCUCUCUAAACAGUCUCAGUGGCUUGGAACACCUCUCCACCAUGCUUGCUGUUGUUCCAAUUAUGGACAAGUCAUUCAAUAUUUGGCCAAACGCAACCCCAGCAUCCUGAUGAUGCGGGGCAGGGGUGGCCAACUGCCCCUCCAUCAGCUAAUCACCUCCAAACGACCUUCAAAGCAUACUAUGGAUACUGUUCAAUUGUUGAUUAAGCUUUGCCCUCAAGCCCUCCUUCAGGCAGACAGUUAUGGGCGUCUGCCCCUGGUUAGGGCAUGCCAGGAGAAGCAUUCUGAUGUCAUUGCCUACUUGUGUGAACACCACCCCAAUGCUACAUGGCAGGCGGCAGGUGGAAGCAUCAAAGGACAAAGCUGGAUUCCCCUACAUGCUUUGCUUCAGGCAUACAUGCCUAGCCUAGAGGAUGUCAAAAGACUUGUUGAAAUUCGACCAGAAAGUGUUUGGCAAGGGUCAUCGGCCAAAGGGGUCAAUGCAUUGUCAUAUGCUUGCGGGGGCAAUGAUAUGGCUGUAUUUGCAUACUGUUGCCAGAGGUUCCCCACAACAGAGAAGAGCCUGAAGCUCUGUGGGGGCAGAUUCAAUCUCAACAAGGAGAUUGCAGUUCUCAUUGGAGGCCUGCUUCCUCAGCUGGAGUUUUUUCACUGUGAAGCGGACCUUGGCUAUGACUAUGAUGGGGAAGGUUGGUUCCACUUGAUUGACAGAUUGCAAGGCAACACAUCCAUUCUGGAUUUGACAAUGACAGUUCCCAUGCUUUUGCUUGCAUCCUCUGAUGGAGCCAGUGUGCGCUUUACUGAAGCUAUCAUGGGUAGCUCUGUGCGGAACUUGACAAUUUGGCAGCGGCGAUCAGACUCAAGGAUUGAGAGAAAGUUUCGUAAUGUCAAGCAACCAGAGUGGAAUGUGGCUAAAUUUGUUGUGGAUAUGAUCAGCCGAGGCCAGACUUCUUCGUUAGCUAUUGAGGGAAAUAUCCCGUGGGGCCAAGGCAAAAUCAAUGCCAUUCUUGACGCUCUGAGAAACAACAAUCACCUUCAGACGCUUUGGCUACCCUCACUGGCACUCACCAAACCACAAAUUCAGAGCUUGCUGGAUAUUGUCGCCUCCCACAAUGUUACAUUGAAUGAGCUCAGGAUGAGCUCACUGGCACUCACCAAACCACAAAUUCAGAGCUUGCUGGAUAUUGUCGCCUCCCACAAUGUUACAUUGAAUGAGCUCAGGAUGAGCUCGGCUGGGUCAUGUAACUUGAUGGAGCACGUGCUUUACUAUGUCAGACUGAAUGGAGCUGGUAGAGCCAAAAUCCAUGAUCCAAAUGCCACAAGAUUGAUCCUUGUGAAGCUCCUCGUAGCUCAGAGCAAAUCUAAGGAACCAAUCAACCAGGUCAAUGCAUGCUUCGGCCUUUUGAGUGAGUCACUUAGUUUGUGGUGUGAAGUGGGGCAAUGGAUGGAGGACACAUCUCUUGGGGGUGAACGUGGAACCCAAGCUGAACCCAAUGACCUGUCUGUCGAUUUACCGACUUCUCAACCCGUGAAACAAACUCCACGAAGGACCGCUAGUGCGACGAGACGCCAACGGUUGGCAGAAUUAUCAGGGUUGGCACAACCCACAAGCGGAUUUGCUCCGCCUGUACGAAGAGCACCACAAUGGCCAAAACAGCACCAUGCGCAGCAAUCAGGUUUGACCAAACAAGAGUGA
Molecule: messenger RNA, 2706 nt
Organism: Seminavis robusta
Lineage: Eukaryota; Bacillariophyta; Bacillariophyceae; Naviculales; Naviculaceae
Source: the annotation of a GenBank genome assembly